AUGCAGAAAGCUGCUGCCUUGAGCAUCCUUUGCCAUGCCCUCCUUGAUAAGAAGAUGGAAUUCUGUCGCGUACACACUGUGUUUGCGGCCAAACAACUCCUCCACGCCCAGGCGCUCGUCGACGAGUGCCAAGAGCGCCUCGUCGUGCUCGACGAACUUCUCUCAGACUUGUAUGACAACGAACACGAUGUCUCGGGAGAAAUCGGUGCCAUGCUUGACGAACAAGCUCAAGAAGAAGCGACCUACCAAACUCUCACAGCGGCCGUUAGCGCGCACAAAGCACUCCUCCAACGACUUGUCCACAAGAAAGUUAGAUUGAAGUAUUUUCACCGCAUGAUUGACAGCUCCAGCCUGACGUGGCUAUUGCAAGUCGCUGCGACGUUGCCACGGCCAGAGAAGCGGGCGUUGAAAGAGAUGCUCCUUCGCCAAGAUGCUCGAUUGAACUCGAUGCAAUGUGUCGACGAUGUCCAUCGCGUCGUAACAAUCGCCGCAGUGAGCCAUGCGUUCAAAGCAUGGUAUUCCCUGUUCGAUGCGCUGGCCAUGUCGACGGACGCGGCCUGCCAUCUCGAACAGAACAACCAGACCGCCGACCACGACGUACCGUUGUCAGCUUCGUUGACGUACGGCGAAGUGGACUUUUUUGGGAUCGCAUCCCUCCUAGCCAUACUUCGACCACGCCCUGGUCAGGUACAUUCACCGGCUCUUGCAGCGAUACGUACUUCCCUAUAAGUCAGACAUUUUGCGAUUUGGGGCAUGGCACCGGCCGUGCAAUCUUUGCAGCGGCGACGUUGUAUCCCGAGCUCCGCCUUAUGGGGAUCGAGUUGGUGCCAUCGCUGUACCACGCCUCACGUCGAGCCUUGGACAGCUAUGAAAUGCCGCAUCCGCAACACAUCCAACUCGUCCAUGGCGACUUGACAACGUUUGACUGGUGGUAUGCACAGCCCAGCCUUGCUGCGAUCCACUGAGGUGGUCGACGUGCCGCAGGAGUUGCAGCGACAUUGUGUUUGUCAAUGCGACGGCAUUUUCGGCAGAGCUGUGGAACACUGUUCAACUGCUGGCGCUUCGUUUGCAGCCUGGUGCGCUCUUCGUCAGUCUCACGCAUUCGCAUAAAUCCCCGAGACUGGAUGUAGAAAGUGCCUGGCGAAGGGUUUGAGCCUGUGCUGAUGGACUACCCCGUUGCUACCAGCUGGGGCUGUGAAUUGGCCUAUGCCUACC
Messenger RNA from Aphanomyces invadans, 1215 nucleotides. RefSeq lists its product as hypothetical. The record is from RefSeq and is a predicted model, not a curated record. Bases 1 to 729 code for a protein of 242 amino acids. The transcript is spliced from 6 exons. NCBI's taxonomy places the organism in Eukaryota, Oomycota, Saprolegniomycetes, Saprolegniales, Verrucalvaceae. Gene Ontology annotation, biological process: regulation of cell cycle. Gene Ontology annotation, molecular function: histone H3K79 methyltransferase activity.